GUUUUGUUUAAAGAUUGGUUAGGUAUACUUUUACUCUUUGACAAUGUUAAUAUGUGAUUUUAACGAUAAACAUUGCGUUUUGUUUUGUUUUGGGAGUUUUGGGUUUUAGUUUUCUACAUUUGCCGUUUCUUGAUUUAUAUUUAAGUCGUAAAUAUUUUUUUUUUAUUUAUUAAUUAUCCUUAAAAAUUACACAUACAUUAUUUCACAUAAAAUUAUAUCUACCUCUAUUGGUACAAACAUUUAAUCGAACAUAACUAAAUAUAUAUAUAAACGUUUAUAGUGUAGUUGACAGUAGUUGACAUGAAUAAAGAAAAUAACAGAAGCGCUGCUGGUCUGCGCCGCUCUGCAAUUGCUGAAAGAAUCCGAUUAAGAGAGGAAUGGUCUGAAUUGAAAGGCACUGCUGGUGAAUCUCUGACAGCAUUGAACAGACAAAAACAGAUGAUAAAGCAACCUGUAAAAUCUGGUUGUUCAAAACUAAAACCCAAUUAUGUUCAAUCAGGCAAAAUAUAUAAUACUAGAUUGUGCCAAAACGCACAAGUAAACGAAGUGUUGGCAGGAGUAGUGGCUUUGGUGGAAGUUGGUGCAGAAUGCCGGGCGCUACCUUUACGAGCUGCACUCACUGCUCUUGGUGCUACGGUGGUGCCAGCUUGGACACCUAUUGUUACACAUGUCAUCUGGUCUCAAGGUGGGUGCCGCAGUACCCGUGCUCGGGCACGUGCUCUGGCCUCGCUGGUGGUGUCUCCGCUGUGGGUGGAGGCGUGCGCGGCUGCUCAAGCAAGGUUACCGGAGCGUACCUUCCCAGCUGCCGCCAGAGCGUCGGAUCUGCCCUCGCCGAGGACUCUCAGACGUCUUCUGAAAAAGGCUGAGAUGGAGAAUAUACCGUUGUUAGAUCUCUUACCCGACAAAGAUAAAGAGGGCGAGGACAAAGCGACACGGUUACGCCUCUCCAGCGAGACGGAGAACGACACUUCCGCCACAACAAAUGACACGUCGCAAGACGAAUCCGGUGACAAAUCACGCGACAAAACAACAGAUACAUCGCACGACAAAUCUGGUGACACGUCACACGACAAAUCUGAAAUAGAAUCCCGUGUAAACACAGCACCGAGACGCGCGUUGCCCAUUUCUAUGAGUCCGCCGAAACCAACUAAAUCACGCAGAAAAUUAUUCACACACAAAGAAGCGGAUGUGUCCAAAGACAAGGGAUCUGGUGAUGAAUCUGAUCAAUCUGAGAACGGAACAAAACCUGUGAUACGUGUGAUGAGACCGAGUAUUCGCGAGAAACGCGAUCUCGCCCGCGCUGAGCGAAUGGCCAAGCGACUCAUGCGCGCAUGUACACCCGCCCCCGCUACCGCUACCGCUCGCACCAUACAACCACGCAUAGUGUUAACAGGUAUGAAUAAAACGGAACGUCGAGCAACAUUAGAGGCAAUACGUAAGCUGAACGGUCAUAUACAGUGUCGCGUCACUAAGAAUACUACACAUGUUAUACUCGGCAACUGUAAACAUGAUGACAAUACACAACAUAACCAUUUUAACAUGGGAAAUGUUCGGCCAUUUAAUGAUACAGAUGCAUACGCGGUACAAAGAAGUGACGCAACAAAACCUAGAACAUUAAACGCAUUACUAGGAGCGGCACGCGGAGCAAGAAUAUUAAAUCCAUUAUGGGCAAUAGAAUCUGCUAGACAAAACCAAUGGGUACAUCACCACGGAUACGAAAUACCACACCUGAAGAAGAUUUCAGAGAAAGCGCGAAUAGAACGUACGGCACUCGGUAAACUUCAUUCAGAAUACGCUUACGACGUAUUUUACGGUAUGCGAGUUCGUAUCUCACCCAACGCUGAACAGAAAGACUCUGUUGUACAGCUGCUAAAACUAUGCGGGGCCGUCAUACAAGAUGGCGACACUCAACAAAAUGGCGAACAUGAUUUGACAAUAGGCAUUGACGACGGCAAAGUUAGCUCGAAAUGGGUAUUUGACAGUGUCGCCGCAGCUAGAAUGAGAACUACUCGUAGAUAUAUAAAUAAUGCAUUGUCAAACACUUACAUCACUCAAACUACUGCUAGAUGACGCAGGCUGCGGUGUUAAAAGACAAAUAUGUGAUAAUAUUUACGUUUAACGUAUUACUUAUUUUGUAAAUAAAAAUAUGAUGUAGCAGUCAACUAAUAUACCUAUUAGGCCAUUUUAGUAGACCAUAUUUUUUAAAUAUUUUAUUUUCUUAAAGAUUAAAAUGUGAUUUACGAAGUGGUCGAGGAAAUAAAUUUGUUAUUUAUUUAUUUAUUUCACACUACAUCAAUUUAGUUACCAUGAUGUAAGUAUCGAUUAAGUAAAGUAAAAUGUAUUACGACUACAGAUGCUGUAAAUAAAAUUAUGUUAACAUUAUUACAAAUAAAUUAUUGUAUUGAGUUCU
This is a messenger RNA of Diatraea saccharalis (sugarcane borer), 2410 nucleotides long. The record is from the annotation of a GenBank genome assembly. NCBI's taxonomy places the organism in Eukaryota, Metazoa, Arthropoda, Insecta, Lepidoptera, Crambidae.